AUGGGCUUGCGUGUGUCGCUCUCCUGGCUGGAGAAGCUGCUGGCCGACAUCAUUCAGAAGCAGCUGGCCGAGCAGAUUGUGUUGCCAACCGUGGCCACCGUCUUGCUUGACAUUACAAACGAGGAUGCCUGGUUUGAAGCUGGUGGUGUGGUCCCAGAGGGCGUCAUGACAGUUUGCAUUCAUGGAGCUCGUGGGCUGGCGGCCAAGGAUGUGGCGCUUCCCUUCGGUCUGUCGAGACCGAGCUCCGACCCGUACUGCUUAGUAGCAGUUGGAGGCAAGCCAUUCCGUACACCCACGCGACCUCAGAAUCUCAAUCCUCAGUGGAGUGAAGCAGAAGGAACUCAUAAGUUCUUGGUCUAUUCCCUCACGGAGCAGUUCUUGACUGUGGACCUUUAUGAUGAGAACCCCUACGUCGAGGAUACCUUUCUUGGUUCGGUUUGCUCUGCUGCCUCUGAUGUCGUGAAGAUGUCCUGCAGCAUGGCGGCUCGAAGGCUAGCCAAGGACAGGCCUUUAGCCUCCUUGGUUUCGGCAGCACUGCUGUUGCACUGGUCCAUCCUGGAUUCAGGGCCACUGUUGAAUGUCAUGGCGGCUGCUCCAACUAGCCCUUCUGCGAGGACCUUCCAUCGGCGCCCACUCCCAGAGCCAGCGAUCGCCUUCUCCUCGUCGCAGGGCCAGGUGCUCUUCGCUGAAGCCCUGGCAGCAGGAGGUAUGGGCUGCUUCUUCCGACUCAUCGAGCAGUUCCACACCCAAGCGGAGCCCGCAUACUGUGGCCUCGGCACGUUGGCUAUGGUCCUGAACGCCCUUGGUGUGGAUCCUGGCCGGAAAUGGAAGGGUCCGUGGAGGUGGUUCAGUGAAGACCUGCUGGACUGCUGUGAACCGCUGGAGGUCGUGAAAGAGAAGGGCCUCACCUUUGGCAAGGUGGUGUGCCUCGCUCGGUGCAACGGAGCCCAAGUGGAUGCACACCGGGUGGACGAGGCAGACGUGACCGAGGAGGACUUCAGGAAAGCAGUGACUGCCAGCUGCGAAACGGAUCCGGGAUGCGGCUGCUCCGGUGUGGUGGUUGUUUCCUACAGUCGGAAGCAGCUGGGACAGACAGGUGAUGGCCAUUACUCUCCAAUCGGAGGUUACCACCGUGCCAGUGAUCAGGUCUUGAUCCUCGACGUGGCCAGGUUUAAGUAUCCUCCACACUGGGUGCCAAUGUCGCUGCUUUGGGAAGCAAUGCAGAGAACCGAUGCAGAGACUGGGCGAUGCCGGGGCUUCAUGGUGCUGCGCUCCAAGGAGGAUUCUUGCCUUCAGCUCGUUUGGAAAGCUGAUUAUGACGAAACCGUGACGGACUGCUGGACAAUGGUCGGCGUGCUGCAGUCCUUUUCAAGGGCUUUGCUUUCCGAGCCUUUGCCGGAAGAUGGUGUGGUGGCAGAGAUUCUGAAGCGUGCGCUGCGCUUCAUCGACUCCUCGGCAAUGCCCCUGGAGGUUGCCUGCAAGGUCUUUGAUGCCUCUACAGAAGAGCCAUGCGCAGCAAAGCGCAAAGCUUGCUGGGAGGCUCAUCAAGCCUUAGCUGAAGUCGUGGAAAAGCUUGACAAAGCUUUGGGGACCCGUUGCCUGGACUCGUGCUUGCCCGUCUGCCCGGAGGGAGCAUGCGAGACCUUGAAAGGCGCUGUAUUCACUGCUGCCAAUGUGCUGGCCAUUGACCUCAACAUGUGGCAAAAGGUAUUGGUAGAAGGCACUUGUGCAGAGCAUGCCGGUCCUGACCCGCACUCCAGCCAAGCGGGGUUGGCCGAAGCAGCGUGGAAGGAGCUAAAGUUGCUGCUUUCCGACAUGCCGGCCAACCUGCAGCAUGAGAUUGACCUUUUGCGUGGACAGUGGGCAGAUCUUCUAACCGCCAGAGAAGACAUGCGGGCCGAGAAGAACCCGUGCUGCAAGGGAAAAGCGUUUGGUAUCUUGAAGGCAGACGGUCGCGAGUUGGAGCUGACUGGCCCGGGAACGCUUCGGCUCUCUGCGGGAUAUGCCGAUUGCGCUAAGGAGCUGAAAUUGGACGAUUUCAAUCUGCGCCAGCAAUUGAGAGCACUGGAUGGCACGCUACCUCAGGCUGCUGCGUUCGUUGUUCUGGUCGGAAUCGAUUGCUGCACAUUUCCAGACGAGCCCGUUGAGGAGGAUGCCAAGAAGCGCGGCUCGUUCGUUUGCAAAGUCACUUGCGAGGAGCACGAGCAAGCUUUCCGCAGCCGGACUGCCCGCAAACAGGGACGCUAUGGAGCCACGGCUUGGUGGCGUCUGGACAACUCUGAGCAGUCAAGUCUCAGUCCCCCGUCGCCAACAGUGGCUGGAGCAGAGGAAGAUGAUGAGGACUGCCUCACUGCCCACUUUCAGUCGACUUUCACCCACAUGCUGCUUGCAGAUCCCCGCAGUGUCGUGUGCCACAUCAAACUGGAGAAGCGUGGAGGAUUGCCAGGUGUCGGGAAUGUUGUGGGCGAAGUGGAUUUCCCUGUCUAUCGCCUCAUUCAUGCAUCAGGGAACACUUCGAAGGCGGUGCUGCGUGUGGGCCCAGCCCAGCUUUCUGUAUUGGCGCAGCUACGAGCAACAGAGGCAGACGGCUCCAGCACCCGCCGGACUUACACUGCAGUUACUUCUGGAGGAGCUGAAGGACGCAAUGAGGUUGUGCCACUGCCGCCUAAGACCUGA
Molecule: messenger RNA, 2676 nt
Organism: Symbiodinium sp. CCMP2592
Lineage: Eukaryota; Dinophyceae; Suessiales; Symbiodiniaceae
Source: the annotation of a GenBank genome assembly